Molecule: messenger RNA, 5754 nt
Organism: Patella vulgata (common limpet)
Lineage: Eukaryota; Metazoa; Mollusca; Gastropoda; Patellidae
Product: class E basic helix-loop-helix protein 40
Exons: 3
Coding region: 3850-4794 (314 amino acids)
Biological process (GO): regulation of transcription by RNA polymerase II; regulation of circadian rhythm; anterior/posterior pattern specification
Cellular component (GO): nucleus
Molecular function (GO): RNA polymerase II cis-regulatory region sequence-specific DNA binding; protein dimerization activity; DNA-binding transcription factor activity, RNA polymerase II-specific
Source: RefSeq, a predicted model, not a curated record
GUUUCAGCUAUAAGUCAGCCAUUUGGUUAAUAUCAAUGAUGAAACUGCUUGCUAUGAUGUUAAUGUAGAAACAACAUCAUGAUAACAUAGAACGAUUAUUUACUUUGUUGUAGAAUAAACAGUCGCGUAAUUACUUUUAUAAUUUGUCUUGUUGAAUAUAAUAGUAUUAAAAAAUGCUUCGGAAACCAAAUCAGUGCUUUUCUAGAAAUAACCGCCCACUUGUCUUAUAGUUUUAUACAUAGACUGGAUUACAUUGAGAGUUCCCUGGUAGAUACUAAUCUUUAGAAAUAAAGAUCAUGUCUGGUUUACCAUGUCUACAUGUAUAUCAGUUACAGGUCAAAAUUAUAUUAAAUCAUAUACCUUUAUUUCAUAGAUGUUUUAAUUCUUUUAUCAAGCAAAUUAAAGGUCAAAAUUAUAUUAAAUGAUAUUCCUUUAUUUGCUAGAUGUUUCAAUUCUUUUAUCAUUAAAAAGGGGCAAAGUUCAAGUAAUCCAGUAAUUGUAGAACAAUACAUGUGAUUUAAAUUUACUGUCCAAUUGAACUUAGACAAAAUAUUUAAAGAAAGCAGGAGACUAUUAAAUUGGAUCUGUCUGUCUGUCUGUCUGUCCGUCCGAUUUCCUGUCUGUACACAAUAACUCAGCUUCUAAUUGAUCUAGAAUGUUGAAACUUGGUAAAGAUGAACUAAGAUCCAUUAUGCUUAUCAGAGAUAAGCAAUUUGAUCAGUCAAGACUUUUGGGGACAUUAGCUGUGUGCUUUAUUGGGUGAGGGGUGUUGGAUGGUCGAAUGGUUAGCGCAUGCAUGCUUUAUCAUAAAGUCUGUCAUUGAGUCAACUGGCAUGGUUUCGAUUCCCCGGUUGUACGUGACAAGGAGUAGGGUAACCUGUCCAACCUCGUGGGGGUUUUCCGGGUCCUCCGGUUUCCUCCCACUGCUAAAGACCCCUAUGUGCAAGCAAGUUAUUGAAAUAAAAUUGAACCAUAUGUUAGUCCCGAAAUGACCUAGUUUGUGUCAAGUGGAUGUUAAACCCCAUUUCUCUCUCUCUCUUUCAGUAGGCGAAUGUCAUCUCUUUAUUUUGUGAUCGAGAUGGGGGAUAUCUUCCUUACUCUUGACUUGUUUCAACUCUUUGUUUGCAUGUUUAAUUAUAUUUUCACAAAAUAUUUUUUUUUUCUUUUUGGAUCAUUUCAUAACUACUCUCUAAACAUCUCCUAUCACUUAUGUUCAUGUAUCACUUCAUUUCCUAUAUUUCCUUAUGUUGUAUGACAAGCUGACCACAUCAAGAAUCUCUAGAGUUAUCUCCCAUAUUACAUUUUGCCUUUUAAGCCUAGAGCUGGUCAAUUUCAGUAAUUCCUAACAUGUUAGGCUAAGAUUUCAUGCUUAGUAAAUUCCGGCAAUAUUCCUGAUUCAAAAUAAACUGUGGAAUUGAUUGGGAAGAACAAUAAUUCAGAUUCUUGAAUUGGUCAGCAUUGUCUUUAACUUAAUUAAGUAUAAAAAUAGAGGAACUUGUCGGCAACAACUUAAAUAUUUCAAAUUCAUGACAGAUUUCUUAACAUCUCAAAUGAAUUCAGAAUUCAGAAAAAAAAGUAUUACCAGUAGUUCUUUUCAAGAGAACUGACCAAAAUUUGAAAUGUUUAAUAUUAAAAAAAAAUCAUAUUCUGAAAUCGAAAUAUUGACAAUCAAACAUUUGAAAAGUAUCCAGUAUGCCUAGAGCAAACAUCAGAGCCUAUAUUCUUUCUUCAUUGUCCAAUUUUAGUUUGGUGUAAUAUCUAUGCUUAGAACUGAACUUGCAUUAAAGUCCGCAUGCAUUUUUACAAACCCAGUGUGUAUUAAUGAAAGUCUCAUUUUAAAAUGAAAUAUUUGGUUAGUUUCAAGGAAAGUUUUCAGGUCAAAGUUUCAAAGUUAUAUUGAUAACACUGAAGCUGGUGGUGUCGAGGAAAGUUUCUUUGAAAUGAUAUGUUACACAUUACAAUGCAGAUUUUCUUUAAUACAUAUUGUUCGUUUGAAGGUUCGUGUUAGUUUAAUGCCAGUCUUAGGUUAAACAUAGAGGUUAUCCUUAAAAUGAGGAAACUAUGUAAGCAAAUCGUCACAUGGGACGUUUAUUCCACGUUUUUAUACAUCAUUUAUAUGUGGACGUAUAUUGUUGUUACCUUGUCUGUCCAACCUUACAUACUACAAAUCUUCUCCGACUUUUUCCAAAUUUACAGGAAUUCGUCGAAAGGAUGGAUUCUUUCCCAUUUACUUUUGUACUCUCUGGUCAUAUUUUGACUUUAAAAGCUUGUAAUUUUUUUAAAACUUGUUGGGAUACAUGUAGUUCAUUGGGCCUAAGAAAGAGCCAUGUCAAAAUUAAUUUUUUUAAAUUGGUGUAAUCAUGUGAACGCGAUAAAAGAACAAAAACUUAACGUGAUUAUUCAUUGAAGCAAGAGAGAGUUUAAAUUAGAAAUUUUUUGGAUCUGGUAUCUUUCUAUUUGGCUUUGUUUAAAACUUUUUCCCAAAGAUUUUUUGUGACCCUUAUUUCAGUGUACGACUUUGCUGCUUGUCUUUGUUUUAAGGGGCCUAACAAGCCCCCGUCUGUGUUAUAUGUUCUGUUGCGUGGUCUAAAUGAACUAUUGCAUGUUGAGUUCACAACAAGCACUAAUAGUGCCAUUCACUCAUCCUAUCAAACUCGACUGUGUCUUUGGUUUUUGUUGACUUAAAAGUUUCCCUUUUGGGCUCCUAUUUCAGGAUUUUUGUUUGAUUAAAUAUUUUUGUGUUUGUCUUCGACAGAAAAGUCAUUGUGCACGUCCCUUACAUCGUCAAGUUUUCUCAUAUAUCGAUUUUGCAGGAGUGCUUGAAUUAGUCUAGCUUGUUAUAGAGUAUGAGGGGACCGUGUUUUGUGAGUAAUGUUAUGUAAUAUAAAAGAGGUAGUAUGUCUCCGCCAAGGUUUGUAUACAUUACGAGGUACAUGUAUAAUUUCCCAAACUUUUUAAAAGCAGAAUUGUAAGAAGGUACUACAUGUAGGCGUUUUAUUAGCUUUUUUUUUUUCUAAAGAAUCAUUUUCUCUACACCUGUUUUAUUUGCCCCAUUCUUAUAAUAAUUAUCUUUUUGGCCCAAUCAUUUUUUCCUCCACUCCAGUUUUUUUUUACCCUUUUUUUUUAUUCCUCAGCGGGAUUUUUCCCAAAAAUGUCAAUGGCAGCUAAACCACCAGCAGUUCUGACAAUAGCGAUAAUAUAUAGACAAUAUUUCAUCUUGGUUGGUCAUGAGAAUGAAAUUACGAUUUGUUUCUGUUAAAUUAUCAUUGUUUUUUUUUUCUUGAGCAUUAAAAUAUCAAUCUUAAAAGGAUCAAAAAGAUGUAAGUUUCAGCAUGAACCUCCAUGUCAUGGCAGCUGACUCGCAAUUUGCUUCUAUUAAAUGCCCACUUCUUAAGCAUUAAAAUAUCAGUCUUUAAAGGAUCAAAAUCAAAAAGAUGUAAGUUUGAGCAUGCACCUCCAUGUCAUGGCAGCUUACCCUGUGAAGUCUUUAAUUGCGGCAUAAACUAAAACACGCUUAUAUGAAUGUUCAGUGGCUUUAUAUGCUCCAAAACAUCAUUUCAUUAGCUUAAAUAUAUACUUAUCCUGCGUUUGGCUUUAAUGGAUUGCAGUACCAACAUUAGCAAUUUUGAUUUUCUUAAGAUGACCAGUUGCUGAGAUGACCAGUGCUUGUGGCUGUUCCAGUCAGCUUUUUUUCUGUUAGUUAUUUCACGAUCGUCUUCUAAUGACCAGCAUAAAAUAGACACAUAAACUCUUUUCGUCAAAUUUAUCGUUGACAUUAUUUCGAAGGAAAACUUAUGAAUCUUUUCUUUUCAGGGUCAAGGUAGAAUAGAAAAGACAGAAAUUAUUGAAAUGGCCAUCAAGCAUAUUACUUCACUACAAGUUCAAGUUAAACAUGCUAACAAAUCUGAUGUGCAGGUGUCUAAAGAUGAGGUCAAACAGUCUUUUAUCCAUGGAUUUCAGCUGUGUAAGAAAGAAGUUUUCAACUUUUUAGUGGAUGUUGAAGGAGUGAGUGCAUCAAAUCCGUUUUGUAGCCGAGUCUGCAGUCAUUUAGAUAAAAAGAGUAAAGAAAUGGCUGACGAAGUGACAGAUUUACAAGUCAAGGCAGGAAAAGAAAUUAAUACAGAGCGUGAAACCAAGUUUAUACCUAUAGAUACAGAAGCAAAAUGUCUUCUCACAAAUGAAGGUGACAUACCCAAGAAAAUGUCCUGUGAUGCUGAUAAUAAUGAUGUUGCUAUGGGGAUGACAGCACAUAGAAUGUCCGACCUGGAGACAGAUUCUGGUGUCUCUAUCAAAUCCAUCAAUAAUAAUUCAACUUUUAGUAGUCAGACGUCUUCAGAUGACAGCAUGGAAGAAAGAAGUAAAACAAGCAAAGGGUACUACAAAUUUAAACAUUGUAUCCGAAGAAGAUUUUCUAAAGAGAAGGAAAGCGACACAUCAUCGGUGAGCUCCCACGAGCAGGAAAGAGAGGUUCGACCCAAACAUGUGGCCAGCCGAUAUCAUAAAUCCUGCCACAGUUCAAGUCCCAUGUCAUCUUGUUCAUCGUCCUCUUCAUUGAAUAAUAUGCCCAUUACUAUGGAUAAUACUAACAAUGAAAAGAGAGAUGAUGGUGAGAGUUCUCUAACUUGUUUACCAGGCUUCGUUAUCCAUCCUUCAGGCACUCAUUAUGUUCCCAUUUCUGUUAAUCAGUCAUUCCUGCCAGACUUGUUUGAAACUUCAAGUUACUCAAGUCAGAAAGUUUUUCAUCCAAUCAGUAUCCCGGUUCAUUUUUGUGCCGCUUAUGCAUUGAAAGUGUAAACAUAAGAAUUUUGUAAAUAGAGUAUGAAUGGUUAAUUGUGAUAUGAAAGAGUGCUAAUUGGAAUCAGACUGGUGUGAUUAUGUAAUCCAGAACUGCUCAAUCGCGCGUAUAAAGUGCCAACAGCACAGAAAAAUUAGAAAAAAAAAUUGAGCGCUCAGUUGCGUCCAAGUGCCAUUAUUAUAAAUCCAAUUUGAUUUGUAAAUAAAAGGAAUGAUGCAUUACAUGUGAUAUUGAAAAUGUAAAUAUAGUUAUAAAUAGAGUUGUAAAUAUAAAUUGUUAAUAUAAAUUGUUAAUACAAUUGUUAAGAUUAUAUGUUGGAUGUGAUAAUUAAAUUGUAAAUAUUUAUUGUAGGCUGAUAGCCGCUAAUAGUUGAAAUUUAAGAUGUAACUGAAUAAUGUAUUAAAAUUGUUUACUAAUAUUUAAUGUUAUCGACUCGGGCCUGGAAAAAAUUAUUUUAGUUAUACUUGACAAAAUGUCAAUAAAAACUGGGCCAGACAUAUUGCUGGCAUCAGAGGAAUUGUGCCUGACAGUGUCUGUGACCAGUGCCCUAUUUCCAGACUUGGUCCAAAGGGGUAAACCUGUAAGAAAAUCAAUGAUUAUUAUCAGAUAUAAACACACGAACAAAUGUUUUCAAAAAGCAAGAAAGGAAAUUGGCACAUCAUUAUUUAAAAUAUAAGUUUUAUGGAAAAGAUUUAUGGUCAUUUUCCAGGAAAUGACAAAGAGGUUCAAUAGAAGCCUAAACUUAAAUUAAUUUAAUUUUUAACAUACGCACUAUAUGAUUAAACAAAUUAAUAGGUUAUGUUCUUAAGAAUACAUUUACAGGAAAAGAAUAUAUAAAAUUUCUGUUUUUGCGUAAUUCAUUGCUCGUUGCAACCUUGUAAACGUUCUACAGGUCACAUUAUUGUUCAUCUGUUGUCAGCUAGAAUGUGACUGUGUGCUAAUAAUAGAUGCUACAAUAU